Messenger RNA from Kockovaella imperatae, 1871 nucleotides. RefSeq lists its product as hypothetical. The transcript is spliced from 10 exons. Gene Ontology annotation, molecular function: glycerophospholipase activity. Bases 128 to 1420 code for a protein of 430 amino acids. Gene Ontology annotation, biological process: phospholipid metabolic process. The record is from RefSeq and is a predicted model, not a curated record. Lineage: Eukaryota; Fungi; Basidiomycota; Tremellomycetes; Tremellales; Cuniculitremaceae.
GCCGUUGUUUGGUCCUGAAUCGACGUUCAGCCUGAACAUCUUUGCGAUAAUCAACACCUAGGGAUGUGAUCGCCACAGAACCGCCCUCGACGACUGCAAUCUCGAUGCAAACACUCGCCCGCCCGCGAUGAAGCUCGAUCGGCCCAACCUCUUCACCCUUGCCAUCCUGUCGAAUGUAUCCGCCGCUCUGUUGACUGGUCGCCUCUCAGAUUCUGACACAAGCUCUGGAAGAUCUCCUUGGCCCUGGCCUGGUACGUCUGACCCUCAACCCGACCUUCCUGGCAGAUACGUCUCCUUCCAGGACCUACACCGCUGUCCAAGUCUGACACCGAAAGAUGAUACUCCCUCAUCGGCUAAAGACGUACGCCCUGACGAUAUCAAAGUCAUCAUGGCCAUUGGAGACUCCAUUACCGUUGGAUUUCUGGCCAGACCAACAAGUUCAUCAUCAUCCAUCCUGUCUAUCAAAGAAUGGAGAGGGUUGUCGUACCCUAUAGGAGGAGACGAAGGGGCCAUCACACUGCCUAAUAUCCUUUCAAGGUGGUCGUUAACGACCGGGCAAUCGCACAGCUACAUCUUUGACUCGAGACCAAAAGCGAACACACAGCAUCCACUCGGUGUCCCGCCGGUCCCACCAAGUGUAUCGGCCACAUCCAACUGGCAGGACGACCUCUGGACAUCGUACAAAGGGCUCAAUGGGGCUGUCAGUGGCAGUACGAGCCUGUCACUCUACUCUCAAGUCAGGGACUACAUCCUUCCUCGAUUAUCGAAAAUGAAUGUUUCAGACACAGAGUGGAAGUUUGUCAAUGUGGGCAUUGGAGCCAAUGAUAUCUGCGCUUUCUGCCUCGCCCCCAAUUCCACUUUACCGCUAGUCGGUUCACCGGAAGAAUUUGCAGAGGGGAUUAAAGAUGCAGUGGAUCUGCUACGGAAACAUGUUCCUCGCCUGAUCGUCAACAUCAUUGGCCUAUUCAAAGUAUCGUCGCUGUACGCAUUGACUCUGAAGAACCCUUACUGCAAAUCCAUAUUUCUCCCCCCGGCACUACCUCAUCUCCCGUUGGAAUGCAACUGUGCGCUCUUACCUGGCCCCGUCGGUGACUAUACCCGACGCAGGAUGGACGAUAUGAGUGAAGCAUACGAUUCAGCCGUCCUACAAGUCAUCAAGGAUUGGCAACAGGAAAGUGAUAGAGAAUUUGGAGUCAUGUGGCAACCGGGCUCCUUUAUCGACCUUGAAUCUUGGCCAAUCGAGGCUCUAUCACCUAUCGACUGUUUUCAUCCUUCUGAAGCGGCUCAUCAACGUGUCGCAGCAGGUCUAUGGAACAGGCUGACAAUGGGUCUGGAGACUAAAUCACGUCCUAUACGAUGGACGGAAGAGGUGUCUGUGAGAUGUUUAGAAGAUGACGAUCGGUUUGGACUGGGCAUUUAGCACUCUGUAGUUGUAAUAUUCUGUCAUUGUUGUAUGUAAAUGUCGUACCAUUGAAUGAAUCACAAAGACGACGGCGUAAACGCUGGAUCACUGGCGAUCGUUGACGAACAGACGCAACUCCUCUGGCGCGUACAUCCUCUGUUCAUCGAUCACCCAUCCACGUCAUGCGCAGCGGCGUCACAUCGAUACUGGGUACACCCGCUGCCCGAUCGCAUCAUCCUACUAUCACGUCCCCACACCCAAGGUUUCGGCCGAAAGGCUGACUCCUUCUGCUCCUCCUCCUCUUCCUCCUCCUCCUCCCCGGCCUCCUCCACCUCCUCUUCUCUCUCCUCUGAGUCCGAGAAUGCUCGAGGGGCCGCCUCCAGUCUGCUCUGCGUUGUCACAGCGUCUUAUUUGCUCGACCGGCGCACAAACUGCUCGAAUGAGAAUGCAUCUUUGUAUAUAGGACCAU